Myotis myotis is the source of this 6082-nucleotide messenger RNA. It is a transcript of the gene PREPL, whose product is annotated as prolyl endopeptidase like. The record is from RefSeq and is a predicted model, not a curated record. Gene Ontology annotation, molecular function: serine-type endopeptidase activity. Gene Ontology annotation, cellular component: Golgi apparatus; cytoskeleton. Lineage: Eukaryota; Metazoa; Chordata; Mammalia; Chiroptera; Vespertilionidae. Bases 1251 to 3434 code for a protein of 727 amino acids. Gene Ontology annotation, biological process: proteolysis. The transcript is spliced from 15 exons.
CGCUCGGGCGGCUGCGGUCCUGCGGGCUUAGCGCGCAGACCUCGCCGGACGCGCCCGAGGCCGCACCUUCGCUCCUUCCCGAGAGCUGCGGGCUGCUCGCCGGCCCUCACUCGUCUCGGCGUCCGGAGGCAGAGCGCCUUUCCGUGGGCGCAGAGAUGGAGGGAGGCGGGGGCGUUGGCCUGGGAGCUCAUCGGAGCUGGAGUAAAACUGACGCAGGAUUGUGCCUUCGAUGACCGAGGGCCGUGGGGAUACUGCAGGAGGACACUCGGCGCUGUGCAGCAUCUAGAUUUUCCUGUCCUAAUAGUAGUCACCAUGUGAUGGGUGGUUACUGCGUGCCAGGCGCUGGAUUAAGAGCUUAACGUAUCCAUUCCAUAGGGUAAAUGGUGCCGUUGUCUCAGUUUUGCAGAAGAAGAAAUGGAGGCACAGGUAGAAAGUGCAGGAGGGAAGACCUGAACCCAGACCUCUCUAUUAACUACUUACUAGUUUUAAUUGCCUUGAUAAGUUAGCAAGAACCAACUUCCCAAACAAAUCCGAGAUGCUCUCACAUUUUAUCUGUGCAUCCUGAAGGGAUUUUGUUUGUUUAGCUAAAUUCCUUUCUAAUGGGAAAGUCAACCAUAUGUCCCAUCGUUCCCCUGUGUGUACAAGAUUUGGAGCCAAACCAUUUUGGACUUUUAUGUUCUACUACUUACUCCAAGUCACUUGGGGCAAUUGCUUAAACUUCCCGGAGCCACGGUUUGCUCACCUGUAAAAUGUUCAUUAGGAUGUUCUCAUAAUAGCUACUCUGUCAGGUCCUUAUGUAAAAUCAAAGUCAUUUUGCCUUUUAAAAACCCUCAGAGUCCCUGAGAUGCCCCCAUUAGCUCCAUGUACUUAUUUGCAAAUUUUUAUUUUGUUUUGUUGUGUGUGUGUGUUUUGUGUUUUGUUUGUUUUUUUAGUUUUCCCCUAUGGGUACCAGAAUCAGUGCUGCAUAGUUUGAACGCGAUAGGAUUGACUUUACAAAUGAAACAUUUUUGUCACACCUGCCAAGAAGUAUGAUUUGAAUGAAACUUUAACUUAUACGCGUUUUCAGAUAUUUUUAAACCGGGUUCUCAGCUGUCUGCAGUUAUUCAUUACCCGAGGGGUGCAUGGCCCUGAAGGGGGGAUAAGAACUGCGGACUGUAGGUACUCUGAGAACCCACUACUGUGUAAUCAGACCUAUGAAAUCACGUGUGCUGGCAGCCCCAAAGCGAGCAUAAACCAGGGACUUUGAUAUCAUGCAGCAGAAGAGCAAAUUAUUUCUCCAGGCUUUGAAGUAUAGUAUUCCUCACCUUGGGAAAUGCGUGCAGAAACAGCACUUGAAUCACUGUAACUUCGCUGAUCAUUAUUACAGUAGAAUAAAAUUGAAAAAAUAUCACCUAACCAAGUGUCUGCAGAGUAAGCCCAAGAUAUCAGAGUUAGCAAGAAACAUCCCAAGUCGGAGCUUCUCAUGUAAGGAUAUUCUGCCUAUUAAACAAGAAAACGAAAAACCCCUUUCAGAAAACAUGGAUGCAUUUGAAAAAGUGAGAACAAAAUUAGAAACACAGCCACAAGAAGAAUACGAAAUCAUCAAUGCAGAGGUUAAACAUGGAGGUUUUGUUUACUACCAAGAAGGUUGCUGCUUGGUGCGUUCAAAAGAUGAAGAAGCAGACAGUGAUAAUUAUGAGGUUUUGUUCAAUUUGGAGGAACUUAAAUUAGACCAGCCCUUCAUUGACUGUAUCAGAGUGGCUCCUGAUGAAAAAUAUGUAGCUGCCAAGAUAAGAACGGAAGAUUCGGAAGCAUCUACCUGUAUAGUUGUGAAGCUCAGUGACCAGCCUGUCAUGGAAGCUUCUUUCCCCAAUGUGUCCAGUUUUGAAUGGGUAAAGGAUGAAGAAGAUGAGGAUGUUUUAUUCUAUACCUUCCAGAGGAACCUUCGCUGUCAUGAUGUGUAUCGAGCCACUUUUGGUGAAAACAAACGUAAUGAACGUUUUUACACAGAAAAAGACCCAAGCUAUUUUGUUUUCCUUUAUCUGACAAAAGACAGUCGUUUCCUCACCAUAAAUAUCAUGAACAAGACCACUUCUGAAGUGUGGUUGAUAGACGGCCUAAGUCCUUGGGAUCCACCUGUACUUAUCCAGAAGCGAAUACAUGGGGUCCUUUACUACGUUGAACACAGAGAUGAUGAACUAUACAUUCUCACUAAUGUUGGUGAGCCUACAGAAUUCAAGCUAAUGAGAACAGCAGCUGAUACACCUGCUAUCAUGAAUUGGGACUUAUUUUUCACAAUGAAGAGAAAUACCAAAGUCGUAGACUUGGACAUGUUUAAGGAUCACUGUGUUCUCUUCCUGAAGCACAGCAAUCUGCUUUAUGUUAAUGUGAUUGGUCUGGCUGAUGACUCAGUUCGGUCUCUAAAGCUCCCUCCUUGGGCCUGUGGAUUCAUAAUGGAUACAAAUUCAGACCCAAAGAACUGUCCCUUUCAGCUUUGCUCUCCAAUACGUCCCCCAAAAUAUUACACAUACAAGUUUGCAGAAGGCAAACUGUUUGAGGAAACUGGACAUGAAGACCCAAUCACAAAAACUAGUCGUGUUUUACGUCUAGAAGCCAAAAGCAAGGAUGGAAGGUCAGUGCCAAUGACUAUCUUCCACAAAACGGAUUCUGAGGACUUGCAGAAAAAACCUCUCCUGGUCCAUGUGUAUGGAGCUUACGGCAUGGACUUGAAAAUGAAUUUCAGGCCUGAAAGGAGGGCAUUGGUGGACGAUGGAUGGAUAUUAGCAUAUUGCCAUGUGCGGGGUGGUGGUGAGUUAGGCCUUCAGUGGCACGCUGAUGGCCGUCUAACUAAAAAACUCAAUGGCCUUGCUGACUUAGAGGCUUGCAUUAAGACGCUUCAUGACCAAGGCUUUUCUCAGCCAAGUCUAACAACCCUGACUGCUUUCAGUGCUGGAGGGGUGCUUGUGGGAGCGUUGUGUAACUCUAAUCCAGAGCUCCUGAGAGCUGUGACUAUGGAGGCACCUUUCUUGGAUGUUCUCAACACCAUGAUGGAUACUACACUUCCUCUGACAUUAGAAGAAUUAGAAGAAUGGGGGAAUCCUUCAUCUGAUGAAAAACACAAGAACUACAUAAAACGUUACUGCCCCUAUCAAAAUAUUAAACCUCAGCAUUAUCCUUCAGUUCACAUCACAGCUUAUGAAAACGAUGAACGGGUACCUCUGAAAGGAAUUGUAAACUACACUGAGAAACUCAAGGAAGCCGUUACGGAGCACGCUAAGGACAGUGGUGAAGGCUAUCAGGCCCCCAAUAUCAUUUUAGACAUUCAGCCUGGAGGCAAUCAUGUGAUUGAGGAUUCUCACAAAAAGAUUACAGCCCAGAUUAAAUUCCUGUAUGAGGAACUCGGACUUGACAGCACCGGUGUUUUCGAGACUCUUAAGAAAUAUGUAAAAUUCUGAAAUUCUGUGGAAAUUGGAAACACAUGGAAACAUUUCCUAGUUUUAUUUGCAAUUAGGUUAGCAAAAGUGAGUUUUUUUAAGUAAAUGAAUAGUUUAUUAAAAUUUGCUUCUCUAUCCUAAUUUUGUUUAGUGUAUCUCACUUACCCUGUUCUUUCCUUGGUGUAUAUGCCCCUUACCUAGGAAAAUAGAUUUCUAAUCUCACUCCUCAGGAUGUGGAGGGGGGGUGAGGAAGGGUUGGAGGCGGCAGAACGCUGCCCUCUCCCCAUCAAAACAGCUUUGUGUUGGUCUGUUUUACUAAAAUUUUCUUAGAACAAUUUACAAAUCAAGGUCCUGCCUCUUUGCUAGUGAACAUUUUUAGACACUUUAGUGGUAAGUCAUGCUCUAGUUUUUGUGCCUGUAUUUUGUGGAAUGAGAACAUUCUUCACAUUAAAAUGCAUUAGAUCUUUGUAAUAAUCUGGAGUCCUGAGGUCUUCUGAUGAUCUCUAUUGAUGCUAUGUCAAGAAGUUAAAAGUUCCUGCAUGUGAUCAUUUUAUUUUAAACAUUAUUCUUUAAAAAACAUUUGAGAACCUUUCCUAAAGCAGUUACAUUCAAGCCGCAGAAAUAUCUAAGAAUUAAUGACUGUCUGUAAAGUUUACCCAGCAGUUUGCUGUACAUGAAGUUACCGCAAACGCUGAAAGUAGAACGCAAAGCCAGUGUCUUCACCUUUUCUGCAGAGAUGUCUAACACAGGCUGUGCAGGAUGUUUAACACACUGGAGUAGCACGCCCGACUGGAAACAAAACAUCUGUCUCUUCCAUCUGCUUGCUGAUGCAGGAAAGUCUUUGUGUUGUAUUCAAAGAUGAGUCCUUCUCCUUUGCCCAGUGCAAUGGCUUGUGUAUCAACUUCACUUCCUUUCUUGGUGGAAUUGGUACUUAACCUUAUUUUCACUUUUGUGGGAAUAUUUGAAAUAAUUUCCUUUAGAUUUAGCAGUGAUGAUUCUCUAAAGUUCAGAACCACAAGGAAGACUCUGUCUAUGCCAUUCAUUUCUCUUGUGUACACGACAAAGUGGCUGUCUGUCCUCAAAUAGCAAAACCAGCCCCUGCUGAGGAGCAGCUCAUUGGCAUGCAGCAAACUUAAUUCUUGAUAUAACGUUAAUGCUGAUCUGGGCUGAGCCUUUUGGACCUAUUUAAAAAAAAAGUAUUAAGAUAAAUGUUUGAUUCUGAUUUUUUUUAAAUAUCUUUAGUAUCAAAUAAGAAAUUUUCCCAAAAAUCUUGCUUCAGUUUGCCCCUUAAAAUAAUUACCAUAUUGUAAGUAAUAAUAAGUGGAUAUGAGUAGUUUAUUUAACUACUGAUAGAAAUUGCAAAUGCAGGGUUUCACCUUGUUGCAGUAUAUACACCAUCUUGGCCAGAGUUGAAGUAGAGAUCAGAUUGGAUUCCACUUUAGGAAUCCCAAAACAAUGCCCAUGUCAAAGUUAAUGGAUACUUAACUUGCCUAAAUAAAAUUCCCUGCAUUCUCUAUUGUAACUGGCAGAAAAGCAGCCAUGAUGGCCAUGGACUCAGAACUGCUGGUGCAUUCUCUGUUCCAUUUCAUAGAAUUAUGGGUAGAUUUGCCAUAAUUUCUGCAGAGAUGUAUUUCAUGCAUAGCUAAUGAACAGAAAGUUGCAAAGAAGGAUGCAAAGAAAAUGCUGCCUAAAAUAAAAAUCAGUAUUUUUUUAACCAUAAAACAUACAUAAUUUAAUGUAUUUAUUUUUCCUUUAACAUUUCAAGCAUCUUCUGUUAUAUAAUUCCAUUAAUGUCAUUUUAAAGGCAAAAAACUAUUCUAUUGAAUGGUUAUACCAUAUUUAACCAUUCCCUUUCAUUUCAGCAUUCAAGUUUCUAAUAUUUUUUCUAUAUUCAUGAUGUCCCCCCCACACCCCCAGAUUUGGGUCAUUUAGGAUAUAAAUAUAAGAGAAUUACUAUGUCAAAGAGUAUGGACACUUGAUACAUUGAUACAUACUGCCAAAUCUUUAUCAGAGCUGUUGCCAAAUCAGUGAUAAUGUUCAUUUCAUUAUACCCCUGCCAGCCAUGUUGACAGAGGUGGUUUUGGUGAUUGUUGUUUGGGCAGGUGCCUAAUGUAUAGUCUUUAAUGAAUAUCUAAUGGAUGUUUAAAAUACAUUUAUUCUGUUUACCAGGUACAACAGUAUUUAUGGUACAUGUAUAUGCUAUAUGUAUAUGACCUGUCAAAUUACUAUUAACAUUUUCUAUAGCCUUAGAUAAUGCAUGAGAAAGCAUAGUUCAGUGCCACUCGCAUAAGAAGUGCCCAAUAAGUGUUAACUAUUCUUUUUGUCUACUUGAUUGACCACUUACUAGAAGUAUGUUGAAAUGUCUCUCUGUAAUUGUGGAUUUGUCAGUUUCUCUGCAUUUCUCACAGUACUUAUUUGUUUUAUAUAUUUUGACAUUAUUGUAGAUGCAUAGAUUCAUGAUUUGUAGUGGAAUGUUCUUUUAUCCGUUUUUUAAAAUUUGCCUUUAUCUCAAUGCUUUUCAUAUUGAAUUCUAUUUUGUCUGCUAUUAAAUAUUUCACACCUGCUUUUGGUAAUUUUACUUUUUUAAAUAGGAAAUGCAUGUAUACAGUAUAAAACUCAAUUAUAAGAGUAUAUGAAUAUAUAAAAUAAAAAGGUUUUCUUCAACACCA